This is a messenger RNA of Naegleria gruberi, 3975 nucleotides long. RefSeq lists its product as uncharacterized. The record is from RefSeq and is a predicted model, not a curated record. The transcript has a single exon. The coding region runs from base 24 to 3923 and encodes 1299 amino acids. NCBI's taxonomy places the organism in Eukaryota, Heterolobosea, Eutetramitea, Acrasida, Naegleriidae.
AAAAAGAAACACACACCAACCUGAUGGUACAAGAGAAACAUUAUCUUUUGCCACUUUCUAAUAAUAUUUCGAAUAAGAAUAUCCAGCAGCCAAUUCAUGAAGGAAUGAAUCGACAGCAGCUUCCCUUCACUCCGCCAUCCUCGUCAUCAUCACUGCCGGUGGACACACAUGAACAGUCAUCAACAGGAUUCGACAAAACUUGUGAGAAUGUGCACGAAACUGUUCCACAUCACCAACAUUCUUUAAAAGAAAUGGGUGAAAAUGAAAUUUCUCACUUUGAAAACAUGAUAGGGUCUCUUUCACCUGAGAAGAAACAAUCUCUCAUCUAUUCGAUUCUUCAACAUCAAUUUCAAGAUCAGAAUCAAAUAGUCAGUAUGUUGAUGGAAGAAUUACCACUCCCCACCACAUCAACAGAUGUGAAUAAUUUGGCAUCAUCAUCACCACCACUUUCUUCAUCUCUAGAUUCUAAUAAUUUAAUGAUGAUGAAUUCGGAAUCUAAUCAUCAUCAUCAUUCUAAUGUACUAUUGAUGAGCAAUAACAGUAAUAAUAGUAAUGGUAAUCGUGGUGCUGAAUUUCAAUCAAUAACUCCUCUUGAAGAAUUGUGGUUUCGAUCCAUGAAUAAUUGUUCAUCAUCACCUCCUAUUAAUUAUAAUAAUAAUUAUAAUAAUAAUUGGAUGUUUGAUGGUAGUAGCGGAAAAGUAUCUUGUUCAUUGCCUAAUAAUUAUCAAAUUGGUGGUGGUUUGAUAUUUUCCAAUAUUGAUGACAAUGAACCUCAACAACAACAAUUUAAUAAUCGUCAUCAUUACGAACAUAAUAAUAUCAAACAACAACAAGAAGAAUACAUGAUGAUCGGAAAAUCAUUUCCGCCAUCAAACGCCUCAUCGGUUCAUUUGCAAAAACUAAUGCAAGUCUAUCAUCAACAAAAACAACAAGAAUUGAAUCAACAACAAGCACCUUGGACGAACAAUCAAAUUAUACUAGGUGGUGCCGUUGGAGAGCAACACAAUAUUGUCAACACCCUUAACAAGUCUCAAUUGCUGCCAAAUCCAACUACAACAAACUGUAAUGAAAAAGCAAAUCCAGAAAAAGGCUUGUUGGCUAAUGAGGCUCAUUUAGGAUUUGAUAUUGCUCCUUCGCAAAACAUCACUUCAACCACUUACCAAAGAGGUUCUAGUUCAUUACUCUCACAACAUUUGAAAGAUUCCAUGAGCAAUAAUGGAACAACAACAUGUUUAAAUGAAUCUUUCACAAACAAUGUUCAUGGUGGUGUACAACAUGGUUGCAUUGUUGGUGGUACAAGGGAUGCCAAUGGUAGCAGUUUGCUUCUUGCUUCCAACUUGCCAAGGGAGAAAUUAAUGAAUCAACAACAACCACCAAUAUUCAGCCAAACUCAUUUGCCUCAAUAUGAAAAUAUGGUAACGGAUUUAAUCCAACACCAAUUAUCCUCUUCUCCAUCAACUACACCACCAAGCGGACAUGAAUUUAAUGCUACAACAAGUCGCACUAUGGAUUGUGUUGGGAACGAAUCUUUUUCCUUCAACAACAAGUCGACUGGUGAAUUAAUCAUCCCAUCUUGUCAACCUUAUGUCUCAUCUUUUUCCUCAUUUACCAAGGUGGCCAGGCCAACAAAAGAUGCAGAGGCGAAUCUCAGCAAAUCUAAUUCUGGACCAAACAACGUUCCAAACAACAAAAAAGAGACACAACCUCCCUCCUUUUUUACUUCGAGCAACACUAUAAUUGGAGCCGUGUCAACGAGAAUAUCAAACUCUCCUCCAAUACUUACACCAUCAUCAUCAUUAGCAAGUAGUGCAUUGAUAACUGGUGAUUCAAAGAUUUAUAAUAGUAAUACGCUCAAUAGUUCCAACGUGCCUUCCAUAAAUUCCUCUCAAUUAAUAUCAUCUUCAUCUGUUGGUAGUACAACAAACAUACAACAAGAACAACAACAGAAUAAUCUGAGUGGCCUUCAUUUAAAUAGGAAUAGCCAACAAGAAGAACAGUCAUAUAACAAUAUUACCACCUCUGGAAACAGUCAAAUCAAUAGAAAUCCUCCUCACCAUGCUGCUGUAAUGAAUAACAAUCCUUCAUUGCCAACUUCCAAUAGUACGAGUUAUCAACAAACAUCACCAACAUCUUCUCAAAUUCAACACCAACAAAAUUAUCUUCUCCCCCAACAACACCUUCAUCAAUCCCUCCCUCAAAACAAUCUUCAACAAUCCUCAUUCAUUAAUGGAGCUUCAGUGAUGAAUGGAUUUCCGAACUAUCAACCAAACAAUUUACAAACAUCUGGCCAUAUAGAUGCACCACAGCAGCCAUCAAGUACAUUUACCAGUCAACAACAACAAUUCCAAACAAUGAGAAGUUCAACCCGAGAGUCCCAGGCAAAAGAAUCAGAUGAUGAACCUUAUCUUCCAAAACAAUUUUCUGUUCUCCCUCCAUCAUCUAAACGUCGUAUGAAAAGAAAGACUGACCAAACAUCCAGGAGUACUACUGUUGCAAAUGUGCCAUCCAACACAAUUAGCAGCUUGAAUUCAACUCUCCUAAAGAAAAUGACUGUAGAUAUGUAUUAUGAUAUAACGAGUGCUGGACAUCCAUUCUUACCGAGAGAAGAUUUGGAAAAUCUUUCUGUAAAUGAUGACCAAAGAACAAAUCUUGCUUUCAUGUUUUCCCUGCAGACCUUAUGUUAUCAACGUUUUGGUCUGACAAAGCAAGCACAUGACUCUUUUGAAAAGGCAAAGAAUCUUGUCCUGUUUAACCCUAGCGAUCCUAAUUUAUUUAAUACGGCUUGUACAUAUGUUAAUUUAGCUCUAUACUGUAAUUCAUCAGGAGAUCCUGAAAAUGCAAACAAAUUUUCAAGAAUUCUAGAUUACAAUAUUUUAAGAGACGACUCAUUUAGAGACUCUCAAAAUCCUGAACAAUUGAAGGCACUAACUCAAAUGAAAAAGAUUUCGGAUAUUUCUGGUGGAUCUGGUUAUUAUGGAGAUGAUAGAGGACUGAAUGAUGUUUCUAAGUUUAUUCUCUCCAUUUACCAAUAUUCAACUGGUGGUGAACGUCCUGUUCCCACUGAAAUGAUGCAAAUAGCUAGGCAACCUCUUAAUAUGGACACAUUACCUGAAUAUUUAAGUUUAUUGGACUGUGUCAUGAAAAUGAUGUUAAUUUAUGAAUCUAAAGGUUUACACUUUUCAGAAUCUCAAAAAAAGAUGACCAAAUAUUUGUACUAUGGACUUUCAUAUGGUAUGAAGAUUCUUCUCCUCAAAUUGUGUGGUUUCAAGGGUCCAGAAUUGGAAGAAGCAGCUGAAAAGAUUACUCUUCUAUGUAGAACUCCAACUUUUACAUUUGCACCAACAUUUUUGAUCCAACCUGUUGGUUUGGCACUUGAUGUUCACUGUGAAAUGUUAAAAGAAAUUGACCAGGGCGAGAGAAGUAAUGUUGAAGAAUUCAAAAUUGCCAAAUUACUAAGAAAUGAUAUCGAGUCUCUAAGAUUUUUAACCUCUCGAUAUCCAGAGCUGUGUGCCAACUUUAAUCCAUCUCUCGAUCUAGCAGAAUCACUUUUGGAAAAGAAGGGAAGAAGUUUGUCAAGAUUUUUGGAUGCUGAUAUUUAUUCAUCGAAUAGUGGAGGAGUUACUAUUAUUGAGGAUGAGCUCAAAGUUAUUGAAGGACAAAUCAAGGAAUCUGCCAAAACGAAGAGAAAAUCUAGAGAAGAUGAAAGUACCAAUGAUAACUUUGGAAAUACACCUAAUACCACAACAUCCACCGAUCUGAACUCAAAUCCUCACAAUAUGCAACCUCCAAAUUCCUUUAUUCCAAUUAUUUCGGAAGAGUUCCCUAAAAAUUAUGGCUUUGAUCCUCUGGCAUUCCUUUCUGAAGAAGAUUAUGAAUUGUUAUUUGGAGAAGAUCAAAAAAGUGUUACCACUGAUUAUUAUUAAUUCUUUUUGAAAGAUACCAACAAGAUUAAAUAAAGUUGUUAUCAAGAUUAUC